GACAAAUGAAAGUAAGAAUACACAAGAUACUAAGUGAAAUAUGUCUCGACCACAGUGGCAACGUUUGGCUCGCUCGCGAUGGGCUGUUCCGUCUUUGAGGACACCUCUGGGUGCAUCAAAUCGCCUGCCCACGGCACGUGCCACGUUUUCGACGUCUGUACGACGCGAACUCAUGGAAAUGUCAGGCUUUACGGAAGAGCAACUCACUGUUCGAGAGGCCAUCUCACAUAUCUGUUCCAAGUUCCCCAACACCUACUGGCAAGAGCGUGACCAGCAGGAGAGAGAUCCUAAAGAGUUUCACGCUUCUUUGGCCAAAGACGGAUGGCUGGGCAUUGCACUUCCCGAGUCUCUUGGAGGCGCUGGCCUAGGAAUCUCUGAGGCGACAAUAAUGAUGCAAACCAUCACACAAUCCGGUGCAGGAAUGGCUGGAGCACAGGCGAUCCACGCCAAUGUAUAUGCCACGCAGCCUCUGGCUAAAUUCGGCACAAAAGAACAGCUCGAAACAACGAUUCCCAACAUCAUCAAUGGCACCUGGCGAACAUGUUUUGGCGUCACGGAGCCUAAUACGGGACUCGAAACUCUCAAACUCAAGACUCUUGCAACAAAAGCCGAUGCCGAUGAUAGCUACCUAGUCUCUGGCCAAAAGAUCUGGAUUACAUGUGCGCAGGUUGCUUCGAAGAUGAUUUUGUUAGCACGCACGACUCCGCUAGAGGAAGUCCAGAAGUCGAGUGAGGGAUUGUCUCUUUUCUGUAUCGACCUUGACCGCAAUCAACCGGGUUUAGAUAUGCGCAAGAUCAAGAAAAUGGGCGGCCGUGCGGUGGAUGCCAACGAGGUGUUCUUUGAUAACUACAAGAUUCCUGUCAAUACAUUGAUCGGUCAGGAGGGCCAAGGAUUCAAGAUCAUCCUGCAUGGUAUGAAUGCCGAGCGCUGUCUACUAGCAGGUGAGGCUCUAGGUCUCGGCUAUGCAGCCCUCGAAAAGGCAGCUCAAUAUGCCAAAGACCGCGUUGUUUUCGGCCGACCAAUUGGCCAGAACCAGGGAGUUUCGCACCCCUUGGCAGACGCAUACAUGAAGCUUGAGGCAGCGAAGCACGCGACAUACCAUGCGACUCGGCUCUAUGAUGCUGACUCGGUGCCAUCCCACGCAAUUGGCGUGGCUUGCAAUAGUGCGAAGUAUCUGGCGGCCGAGGCCGCGUUCACUGCUUGCGAGCGAGCUGUGCUCGCCCAUGGUGGCAUGGGCUAUGCCAUGGAAUACGAUGUGGAACGGUAUCUGCGUGAAUGCCUCGUUCCUCGGAUUGCUCCAGUGAGCCGUGAAAUGAUCUUGAACUAUGUCAGUGAGAAGGUUCUUGACCUGCCUCGAAGCUAUUAGAGUGGUGGAGUUCACGACGAGGUGAUCUGGGCAGGAGAGGAGAAGCCUGUACAAUAGACAAUACGAUGAAUAUCGUGCAAGAUAUAGACAAUGACCGAGCGACUGAUCUCAGUUUGAAC
Molecule: messenger RNA, 1485 nt
Organism: Penicillium subrubescens
Lineage: Eukaryota; Fungi; Ascomycota; Eurotiomycetes; Eurotiales; Aspergillaceae
Product: acyl-CoA dehydrogenase family protein
Exons: 2
Coding region: 41-1366 (441 amino acids)
Molecular function (GO): flavin adenine dinucleotide binding; acyl-CoA dehydrogenase activity
Source: RefSeq, a predicted model, not a curated record